GGACGGAGAGGGAGGGGAAGGGAUGGGGACGGAUGGCAAGGGAGGGGGAGUGAGGGGGGUUGUCUCCUUCCUCUUGUUUGGGUUUCCAAAGAGGCAGAGGGGAGGAAGAUGGACUGAUUCGGACUCCCUUUUAACCAUCCUCAAAUCUGUAAAUUUGCAAUCCGCCCGGUUUGGGAGGGAUUUGAGUGACUGUUUAAAUUAGAUUAAAUGUAAUUACAAAAUUAAUUUUAAUUUUUUUAUUAUAUCCUUCUCCUUCUUGCAGCAACAACACCAAAACUCUCCUUCUCCUUCUUGCCAGCAACAGCACCAAAACCAGAGGAUUCAACAGAGGCCAUAAACCAGUGAGAAUACAUGUCAAUACCAGUUUUCUCCAUUUAUUAUUUUUAUUUUCCGUCAUGACCCUGCUGCUAUGUCUUUUUUUGUUUCAUAAUGGCCUUCGGUUGCUUCACUGGCCGGAGCAAAAUUUAAGGUUCUGCUCUUGCCAGUGAAGCAACUUACCAAAGCAGAAAUUUAAUUUUUGAAACAAUUGUUAAGCAAUUUUUAUAUUACGUGUUCACUGUCCGUGAAAGCAGAAUUUUUGCAAAAUCAUCUUUCAAUGCUCUUGCAAGUGCCACUUUAACACAUAAUAUCUAAAUAUUAUAUUCAGGUAUCUUCCUUCAAAGCAAUGAUCCACCAAACUACUUAUUAGUGGUAGAUGACAAUUGAUGGGAUUUAAAAUCUUAAUCAAUAAUUUUCUUCCUUUAAUUUGCAUUUAUCAGUUUUUUAAUCCAAACUCAUAUUUGUAAAUUUAAAAUUAAUUUAAAUCAUUCCAUUCCUUUCUUUCCUUUUACUUAAUUAUCCAAACAUAAAAUAAUGCAAUCAUUCCCUUUCCUUCCCCUUCCUCAUUUUUAUUUAUCCAAACAAAAUUAACACAAAUCAUUUCCUUCUAUUUUCUUCCCUUUCCUUUCUUUUCCUCCCCCUCCAUUUCCUUUUAUUUUCCUCCAUUCCCCUCCCUUCCCCUCCCUUUACUAUUUUCUAUCCAAACAGGGCCUUAGUUUUGGGUAGUUUUCUUUUUUGGAUUUAUUGGGCGUAUAAAUAGAUUGGAGGGAGAAGAUUUUCGGGUUUUUUUUUUUUUUUGGAGGAGAAUCUGAAACGGCGAUGCUGAGAAGAA
Molecule: messenger RNA, 1150 nt
Organism: Rubroshorea leprosula
Lineage: Eukaryota; Viridiplantae; Streptophyta; Magnoliopsida; Malvales; Dipterocarpaceae
Source: the annotation of a GenBank genome assembly